Molecule: messenger RNA, 891 nt
Organism: Rhodamnia argentea
Lineage: Eukaryota; Viridiplantae; Streptophyta; Magnoliopsida; Myrtales; Myrtaceae
Product: basic proline-rich protein-like
Exons: 2
Coding region: 244-753 (169 amino acids)
Source: RefSeq, a predicted model, not a curated record
CACGCAACAACCCCUCACAAUCUUAUCUCAACUCCUUGCUUUUUAGCUCACUUUUUCUUUUUUCUAUUCCGCUUGCGUCUCCACGGUCCCUAGUGUUCGUACCUUCCUGCCCGUCUGAAGGGUAUAUCAUCAUUCGCUCUAGUUUUGGAAGAGAGUGAAUCUGGAAACCGUUGCUGGUUUAGCAGUUCGAGGUCGCUGCGCUUCACGAAGGUCACAUAAAAUAGGGUUUUUUUCCAGUUUGGAAUGAGACCUCCUGGUGGUCCUGGCGGGCCUCGGCCCGGAGGACCCGGACCCGGACCCGGUCCUCCUGGGCCUGGUUGGAGUCCGCCUGGACCUCCUGGGGGUCCCGGUCCUGGACCUUGGCCCGGGCCGGUGGGCUUUCUUGGCGGCCUCUUUGAUGGCUUGUGCACCACCCUUUCUUCCUGCUUGUACGUCGUGUGCUGUUGCUGGCUGUUGAACGACUGCUUCGGGGCCCCACGCGGGCCUCCUGCCGGCCCACCUGCUCCGCCGCCCGGUCCGGCUCCGCUCCAGCCUGCGCCUCCUCCAGGCCCGCCUCCACCCGUGCCGGCUUUUGCUCCGCCCCCACCCGGGCCUCCUGGGCCAGCUUUUGGUCCUCCUCCGCCGCCAGGGCCUGCUUUUGGCCCUCCUCCGCCUGGGCCUCCAGGGCCUGGUUUCGGCCCACCCGAUCCUUUCGGACCUCCUGGUGGGCCUCCAGGGGGGCCGGGCGGGCCCCCAGGACGCCCUCCUCCCUGACUGAAGUUCCACGAAUGAUGAGAUUUUAAGCUAACCAUUAAAACCAUUGUAAGUCGAUUUGAGUGUGAAGGUAGCUUUAUCAUGUUGUGACAAAAAGAUGGUCCAAACUUGUGGGCUUCAUUUGUGUUGAUCAUUCUC